Messenger RNA from Closterium sp. Naga37s-1, 1536 nucleotides. The record is from the annotation of a GenBank genome assembly. Lineage: Eukaryota; Viridiplantae; Streptophyta; Zygnematophyceae; Desmidiales; Closteriaceae.
AUGGGUGGCGGAGCCUCGGAACAGGUUCGCUGGAGUGAGGGUGGGAAGGACACGUCAGAAUUAGGCGGCAACGUAAAAAGGGAUAGCAAAUAUACUGAUAGUAAAUUUGAGUUUGCCAGAAGGAGUGACAGUGGCUAUCAAAGGAGCAGCAGCCGGACCAAUGGUAACAACAGUGAGCAUGACAAAAGCCGCAGGAAUGAAUCAGCCGAGUCCGCUCUACACGACUAUAACGAGUACAAUCAUAACGAGUACAAGAACAUCCCGGGGUGGGAGUGGGAGGAGGGCGAGCAGGAGGAGGAGGCAGCAGAGGCCGAGUUUGAGGCAGUGGCCCGCCUGUGGGAGGAGAUGGAAGCUUCUGGGAAGGUGCACCCGCUGAGUGCCCCUGUGGGGGGAUUGCGAUGGAAGCAGGAGGCUCAGGAACGGUUCCCGGAUCUAGCCCGCACUGCCGGCGUGUUCCCUUACAUGGGGGAUGUGAUCGAGAGGGAGGAGCUAGACACCCCGUAUGACUACGCCCCUCCUCCAGAGAUUGACAGUGAAGCCCUUGCAAUGAUCGACAGGCUUCAGGACCUGCUGACUGCCCUCCGGCUCUUCCUCCCCCACGCACUCUCCACCCCACUCCCUGCACCUCCGGUGACUUCCAAGAAGGAGGGGGGCGAAGGGAAGGGCCAGGGGGAUUGGGAACAGCAAGAGGAGGGACAGAAGGAAGAGGAAUGGGAGAAUGAGCGGAUUCACGAGGACAAACCACUGCGGCAGCGGCAGCAGCAGCAGCAGCAACAGCCACAGGAGCAGCAGCAGCAACAGCGUCAGGAGAGGCAGGAGCAGCAGGAGCAACAGUCACGGGCACGACGGGAAGAGCCUGUGGAUAUCUUUGCGUUGGGAUUGGUGGAGGAGGGGGUUCGAGUGCAGAACCCUGUGGUGUGCGUUUGGGGGCAAGAUAGAUGGCAACAGUGGCUGCACCUGAUGGGGUCAGCAGGGGGGCAUCUGCAUCUGCACCAUCUCUACUCCGAAACUCUCGUGAAGGCGCCGGACCGUCGCUGGAUCACUGCCCUCUGGACAAUCCUUUUAGCUAAGAGCGGGCGGCAAGCAGUGGCAGGCAUGGGGCUGUCCGACUGGUGGAAGAGGAAUCUUCCUGAGCACGAGGCGGAGAUCAGGAGGAACCUUCCUGAAGAGGAGGGGCAGGAUGAAAGGGGUGGUGUGGGAAGAAAUGGGAAACUUGCGGCGGAGGCGGAGAGCAAGGGGGAGAGCGGCGGCGGAUGGUUAUCGCGGUUCCAGACCUUUCUGCGGCUGGGGAAGGGCGGCGCGGGGAAGGCAGGGGAACCGAAGCGCUUGACACACGCGGAGGGUCUUACUGAAUUCGCCAACCAGCUGAAGCGGGCGCGGCAGUUCGGGCAGCUGACAACUUUCGGGAAAAGUCUGCCCAAGGGCGGGCAGAGCGUGGUGACAAAUUCUCUGAGGAAGCAGGAAGUCAUCACUCUGGCGCUUGCCGCCUAUGCUGCUGAAGCCAAACUGGCCGACGAGCGGGUGAGUAAGAAAUGA